Messenger RNA from Suricata suricatta (meerkat), 707 nucleotides. It is a transcript of the gene ATOH7, whose product is annotated as atonal bHLH transcription factor 7. NCBI's taxonomy places the organism in Eukaryota, Metazoa, Chordata, Mammalia, Carnivora, Herpestidae. Gene Ontology annotation, biological process: neural retina development; regulation of DNA-templated transcription. The record is from RefSeq and is a predicted model, not a curated record. Gene Ontology annotation, molecular function: protein dimerization activity. The transcript has 4 exons. The coding region runs from base 1 to 621 and encodes 206 amino acids.
AUGAAGUCCUGCAAAUCUAGCAACUCAGCGGCGGCAGCGCGCGCCGCGCCCCCGUGCGCGGGCGGCGCGGAGUGCGCGGGUACAUGCGCCGGGGCCGGCCGGCUGGAGAGCGCGGCGCGCAGGCGCCUGGCGGCCAACGCGCGCGAGCGCCGUCGAAUGCAGGGACUCAACACGUGCGCGGGUACAUGCGCCGGGGCCGGCCGGCUGGAGAGCGCGGCGCGCAGGCGCCUGGCGGCCAACGCGCGCGAGCGCCGUCGAAUGCAGGGACUCAACACGGCCUUCGACCGCCUGCGCAGGGUGGUUCCCCAGUGGGGCCAGGAUAAAAAGCUGUCCAAGUAUGAGACCCUGCAGAUGGCGCUGAGCUACAUCAUGGCGCUGACCCGCAUCCUGGCCGAGGCCGAGCGAUUCGGCGCGGAGCGGGACUGGGUCAGUCUCCACUGUGAGCACUUUGGCCGCGACCACUACCUUCCGUUCCCGGGCGCGAAGCUGCCGGGCACGCACUGUAUGUACAACAAAGGGGGAGUAUAUGCUUCACCAGCGCCCGAACUACAGCUUGAUGACAUCAUCAGGCAUCCCUUUGGGCCUUUCUCGGUCAUGAUCUCCUGGAUCAAGCCCCCAUGAGACUCUGCACAGUGCAGAGGCUGCUUGAGAUUCUCCCUCUCUCUCUCUGCCUCUCCCCUACUCUCUCUCUCUCAAAAUAAAAUAAA